Messenger RNA from Rhodofomes roseus, 1605 nucleotides. Its product is annotated as cytochrome P450. Lineage: Eukaryota; Fungi; Basidiomycota; Agaricomycetes; Polyporales; Fomitopsidaceae. Gene Ontology annotation, molecular function: monooxygenase activity; oxidoreductase activity, acting on paired donors, with incorporation or reduction of molecular oxygen; iron ion binding. The transcript has 12 exons. The record is from RefSeq and is a predicted model, not a curated record. The coding region runs from base 1 to 1605 and encodes 534 amino acids.
AUGUCCGUGCUGCCCACGCUCAGCGUGUUCAACGCUCUGUGCAGUGUUUCUGCACUGUGGGUGCUGUCGAAGGCAGUCCAGCAUCUACGCCGGCGCGCUCGUAGCACGCCGCUCGCGGGGCCGCCUAACCCGAACAUCCUUCUUGGCGCAAGUAGAUUCAUCAUCAAGGCGCCGGAUGCGGGAGAACUCUACGAGGAGUGGUCCGAGAAGUACGGUUCUGUGUUUAGUAUCCCGGCUACCCUUGGGCUCUCGCGUAUCGCCCUAUGUGACCCGAAGGCCAUCCUGCACUUCUAUUCGCGAGAGACGUACGGAUAUGUGCAAAGCACGAUGACGAAGAGGGCAAUCGAAAGCCUGGUCGGUCGAGGCGUCCUUUGGGCCGAAGGCGAUAGCCAUAAGAGGCAGAGGAAGGCGUUGUCGCCCGCUUUCAGUAAUGCGGCUAUCAGGAAGAUGACGUCUGUCUUCUACGAUUCAGCAUACAAGGUCAAAGCAGCAUGGGAUAGCAUAUUAGAAUCAGAACCCGGAGCCUCGGCCGUGAUUGACGUGCAGGGCUGGAUGAACCACGUAUCGCUAGACACCAUCGGCAUCGCGGGCUUCUCACACGACUUUGGUACACUACACGGCAAACAUUCAGAAGUCGCGAGCACGUUCGACGCCUUUGGAACGCUGAAGCCGACCCUUAUCGGAGGCAUGCAGUUCAUCAUAGGCCUGGUGUUCCCGUGGAUCCUGAAGAUACCCACUCCGUUCCGACGGCUUGUCAACAAGCUCAAUGCGAACAUGGGUGAGAUCGCCCAGGAGCUGCUGGAGAACACGCGGAAGGAGAGCCAAGGCGAGAGCAAGACGGAAGAGAAGUCCAUCAUCGGACUGCUGAUCAAGGCGGAGCAAAGCAACUCGGAGCUGCACAUGUCGGAGGACGAGGUUCUGGCGCAAAUGAAAGUACUCAUCUUAGCCGGUUAUGAGACGACGUCGAUCAGUUUGACGUGGUGCCUCUUGGAGCUCUGCAAGAAACCCGAGAUUCAGCAGAAGCUGCGCGAUGAACUAUCUCAAUUCUCUGGUAACGAUCCGACUUGGGACCAGUUCACUAACGGUCUACCGUAUCUUGACGCAGUUGUCCACGAGACACUGCGACUUCACCCGCCUUUGGGCGAGACGACGCGCGUAGCUACGGAAGACGACAUCAUCCCGCUCUCCUCGCCCAUGCGCACGCCUAACGGCACCCUCGUCGACAGCAUCGCGGUCCCGAAGGGGCAGCUCGUCAGUGUUCCCAUCCACAUGAUGAAUAAGUCCGUGAAGUUCUGGGGCCCGGACGCGAAGCAGUUCAAGCCCGAGCGCUGGCUGGACGAGGCCGGCAUCCCGGAGCCCGCGCAGGAGAUCCAAGGGCAUAGGCACCUCCUCACGUUUGUGGACGGUCCAAGGACGUGUCUCGGGCGGCACUUCGCGCUUGCUGAGUUCAAGGCGGUGCUCUGCGUCCUCAUUCGGAGCUACGUCUUUGAGUUCAGAGAUGGCCCGGACACGAAGACCGAGAUUAAGCGGGGUAUCCUCCCUAGACCGAGCAUCGCGGGAGAAGAGGGCGCAAGGUUGCCUCUGAGAGUUAAACGGCUCGAUUGA